Molecule: messenger RNA, 997 nt
Organism: Populus nigra (black poplar)
Lineage: Eukaryota; Viridiplantae; Streptophyta; Magnoliopsida; Malpighiales; Salicaceae
Product: heavy metal-associated isoprenylated plant protein 39-like
Exons: 5
Coding region: 422-862 (146 amino acids)
Molecular function (GO): metal ion binding
Source: RefSeq, a predicted model, not a curated record
GUGAAAUGAUUCAUAAUCGACUCUGGAAACACCAAUGUGCUUUCCUUUACCGGUCCUACGAUUUUGCGUUUAUUGACCAUAAACUACUGCUCUCAGGUUGACUCAUUGCUCUCUCUUCACUCCCUCACUAUAAUUAAACCCCACCACAAAGAACCCUUCUGAUCACCAUGUUUUACUCUUUUUAGCUCUUCCCUUACUUCUUCAUCUCCAACUUCUUUGUUUACUGUUUGAUCUCAACGUUUUCUCUGAUCAUAUCUCUCUAAGCUAUAGAAAUGAAGAAAGCUGUGUUGAAAGUGGAGUUGCAUGAUGAGAAAGCCAAGAAAAAAGCCAUGAAGAUAGUCUCUGGUCUUUCAGGGGUGGAUUCAGUAUCCAUCGACAUGAAGGACAAGAAGAUGACAGUGAUAGGGGGCAUUGAUCCAGUAUGCAUAGUGGCCAAACUGAGAAAGCUGUGUCACACAGAAAAAAUUGCUUCUUUUUCAUAAUUCAGGGAGUUUUGAAAGCUGUGUUGAAAUUGGAGUUGCAUGAUGAGAAAGCCAAGAAAAAAGCCAUGAAGAUAGUCUCUGGUCUUUCAGGGGUGGAUUCAGUAUCCAUCGACAUGAAGGACAAGAAGAUGACAGUGAUAGGGGGCAUUGAUCCAGUAUGCAUAGUGGCCAAACUGAGAAAGCUGUGUCACACAGAAAUAGUCACAGUAGGACCGGCAAAAGAGCCUGAGAAGAAAAAAGAUGAGCCGAAGAAGCAAGGAGAUCAGAAGAAGAAAGAUCAAGAUCAGGUGGCUUGCCAGGCCUAUAAUCCUCAUAUGCCCCCAUAUUAUUAUGUUAGAAGUGUAGAUCAGGAUACUCCAAAUGCUUGUGUCAUUUCUUAAUUUGUUAAUUAGACGUUAAAAACAAAUAAAUAUAUAUAUAUAUAUAUAUAUAUAUAUAUAUAUAUAUAUGAAAUAAGUGGAAAAAAUAGCUUUCACAAUUAGUUGGUGAUUUUGAAAAUUUCCGGUGUUAUUAGA